UUGCGGUGGUCCCCGCUGACACCGGCGGGAGGAGGGGAAGGCGCUCCUGUCCGGUGUAGUGUGAGAAACUGUUCUCCGUCCAUUUCCGCCUCCUGCCCCUCCCGCUCCGCUUUGCCCGUUUUAGCCCCUGUAAAGCACAGUUCGCAGCACCGGGUGCCAAGUAAGGGCGGGGUGAAGGGCAGGGGCUUCAGCAGCUGUUACUGAGCAUGCUCGGCGCACCCUCAGCAGCAAAGCCCCACAGCUCACAGCCUCUCGCACUGCAGGGCCCGCCUCAGCCCUGUCCCCGUCCGCGCCGCAGCAGCAACAGGCGGUGGCGGGCCCUGCCCAGCUCGCGUGCAGCCACCUCCCUCCCGGCAGCGGCGCCAGGCUGCGUUUGGUCCCGGCUUAGGGUCCCCGCAUCGCGGGGGCGGGGCCUGCACUCGUCUGCGAGCCACGGCCCGGGCGCGGGCGGGUCACGUGGUGGAGGUGUGGCCGCGUGCCCGGUCUCCUAGCAACGCGGGAUGGCGGCGACGGGCGAGCAGCAGGGCCGCGAGUACCUGGAGCGCUACAAGAUCCCGGAGCUGCUGCACAACCUGAGCGCGCUGCUGCUCUACCACCGGCCCGAAAGACCAAGAGAGUUUUUGAUACAUGCACUGGAAAGAGUGAAGCUUGCAAAACUAACUGAUGCAGAAUAUCCUUAUCUUGUGGAUGAAUCAAAUUUGGAUGCCAUGUUUGAAAUGCUGGACACUGCAAGUCAAGGCUAUAUAACUUUAGUGCAGUACAAAGGAGCUCUCAAAACCUUGGGGUUAAGUACUCAAGAUUUGCCUUAUGAAGAAGAUGCAACUAUCACAUUGGAAAUAUUCAAGAAAGAAGUGAAGAAGUUGUUGCAGGAGAGCUGGGCAAUAUAUCAAUCUUAAGCAGCUGUCUGCUAAAAAUAAUUUUUUUUUAAAGUCUUAUCUUUGAGUUUGUUUUUAUUUUAAUUGCCUUUUGGCAACUGAUAGUGUUUCACUUAUCCAAAUAUAAACUGAGUAGCAUGAGCAUAGUAUGUAAAAAGAUGAAUUAUAUGGUGAUAGUUUAAAUAAUCAGAAACUACUCAUUACACCUGAGGAACGUCUUUUGAGGACUUCCUUUACCAAAAAAAAAAACAACACAUUCAAAACAGCGUAACAUUAAAAAGAUGCUGUCUAUCAACAUCUUCCCUAGUAAGAAUGUUUUGGGGCCAUACAGUGAUAAAAAUGACUUAUUCAGAGUAGCUCAAGGCAAUGCUUUGACACGUGUUGGUUCAAAUAUAAAACUAUUUCUGUACAAAAUGUUGUUCUAGUAUGCAAUAAACAGCAGCCAUUAUGGCACUGAAAGUUUAUUUUAAAGCCAGAUAUUUCUUUAAGACUCUUGGGGGAAAAAUAGUUUUGAACAACCUGGAGAAGAUACCCAAAUUCCAACAAAACCAUUAUUUCCAAACAUAAGCAAUUUGAAAUAAAUAAUAUUUCAAUAACUGAACAAGUUGUGAUGGCAUUUUUAAACAAAUUUACUAGUCACAAUUUAUGCAAGGCCUGUUCAGAACAUUUUAAAGAGGACAAAGGAUUUGGACAUUCAAGGAAGAGACAAUUCUGAAGUUUCCAUAACAGGACUUAGUUUUAAAAGUUAGCAUGAUCAAAGAAGAUAGAACAUGGACACAUGCUUUCACCUCAUUCCACACCCCCUGCACACACAUUUACGUAUGUAAUGCCCAUGUAUGAGAAUUUAUGUACAUAACUGUCCAUAUACCAAAAUGAGACUGCACCAAUUUGAAUGAAUGUUUACCACUGAAUGCAGUAGCAUAUAUACCCAGAGUUUACUCCAUAUUACUCUAAACCAUUAAAGUUUCCUCAGCAUAACCAUUAUCGCCUUACAGCCAUCAUCAACUAAACAGAUCACUUGCUAUUCAACAAGGAAUACAUUCUCCAAUCUAGGUCUGAGCCUGCUGUGUUUCUAGGUUGGGGGUAGUUACAAAACAGGCCAAGUUAGAGAAAAGUGAUUAAAACAGAUUUGACUAAACUAUACUAGGUUAGAAACCAGUUCAGUAUUGCAACUGUUUUAAAAUGGCUAUGUACAACAUAUAAUCAGAAUUAUAAAAAGAUUAAGGCAUAAAGCUAGAUCAAGUCAGCAUUUUACAAAGAUGUACUAGUGGUCUGUUUGUGGGGUUUUUUUUGUUUUGUUUGUUAAAGAAUAUACAAUAAAAGUAUACUAAUG
Chelonia mydas (Green sea turtle) is the source of this 2208-nucleotide messenger RNA. RefSeq names its product EF-hand calcium binding domain 10 (gene EFCAB10). Lineage: Eukaryota; Metazoa; Chordata; Testudines; Cheloniidae. The coding region runs from base 501 to 896 and encodes 131 amino acids. Gene Ontology annotation, molecular function: calcium ion binding. The record is from RefSeq and is a predicted model, not a curated record. The transcript has 4 exons.